This is a messenger RNA of Thunnus maccoyii (southern bluefin tuna), 2184 nucleotides long. RefSeq names its product diacylglycerol O-acyltransferase 1-like. Gene Ontology annotation, biological process: triglyceride biosynthetic process. Gene Ontology annotation, molecular function: diacylglycerol O-acyltransferase activity. The transcript is spliced from 18 exons. Gene Ontology annotation, cellular component: endoplasmic reticulum membrane. The coding region runs from base 202 to 1662 and encodes 486 amino acids. Lineage: Eukaryota; Metazoa; Chordata; Actinopteri; Scombriformes; Scombridae. The record is from RefSeq and is a predicted model, not a curated record.
UGCAGUGCGACAUUGACCCGCACUGACCGCAUCACAUCUGCAUCACAUCUGCAUCACAUCCCGCGUCAGUCACAGCUCACAUACAUGUGUGUGCGCAGACAUGCGGACAGAGAGCCGGAUAUUUCACACAGGAUGACAGUGGACUGAACCAUCUCUGAACUUCCUAAGUUUACCCCUGUGGAUGAGACCUUAGACUCAGAGAUGACUGUGAUGAGGAAGAGGUUCUCCUCUGUCUGCUCCUCUUCCUCGGCUGAAGAGGACAGUGCAAAUCUCUAUGACAGUGCUUCCAUUUCUGCCACUGAUCCACUCAGUGAGCAAGAACAUCCCUAUGCAUCCCUGCUCUGUUACCAUCGUGUCCAAGACUCUUUGCUGAGCUCCAACAGCAGCUUCACAGGCUACAGAGGCAUCCUCAACUGGAUCAUCAUUCUCCUGGUCCUGACUCACGCUCACUUGUUCUUGGAGAAUUUCAUACAACAUGGCUUUUUGAUAGAUGUCAAAAAGGUCUUGGAACAUCUCAUUGAGGACGACUGCAACUGGCCAUCUGUCAACCUCAUACUUGCUGCCAACAUGUUCGCUCUGACAGCUUUGCUCCUGGAGAAGUCUCAGGAAAAGGGUAUGUUGUCCCCCACCAGUUGUCAUCAUUUACACCUCGGAAAUUUGGGGUUGCUCUUGCUAUUUCCUGCUGCAGUCAUUGUACAUGAGCCUACAAUAUCAACAGGUGGUGCGUUCUUCUCUCUCUGGUUCUACACUUUUCUGGGAAUGAAACUUUAUUCAUACCAGGAAACUAAUCGCUGGUACCGACAGGCUCACUUAACUGAUGCAGAGAAAGACAAGAAGGUAUCUGUCACACAAAAAGCCCACAAUGAGCAUCUUUCUUUCCAAGAUCUGUAUUAUUUCCUCCUUGCCCCCACUCUGUGCUACCAGAGAGACUUCCCCAGUACUCCUAAGGUUCGCAUCAAUAAGCUCCUGCACAGGUUGCUGGAAAUGGUGAUCGUUAUCCAGAUUAUGGUUGGAAUUGUGCAGCAGUGGAUUGAGCCAAUCUUCCAGAGGUCAGAAAACUCCUUCUCUAGUAUGGACAUCACUACGAGAGUGGAGCACCUGGUGGGACUGGUGGCACCAACUCAUUUCCUCUGGCUACUCUUCUUCUUCUUGAGUCACUCCUUCCUGAACAUCUGUGCAGAGCUGCUGCGCUUUGGUGAUCGGCAUUUUUACGGAGACUGGUGGAACGCAACAACACUGGUCAUUUUCUGGAAGAACUGGAAUAUUCCCUUUCAGAAGUGGUGUCACAGACACGUAUACACACGGUUGGUGGAAAAGAACAUAUCCCCGUCACGAGCAGAGUUACUGGUCUUCCUGAUGUCUGCAGCUCUUUGUGAGUAUAUGAUUGCACUGCCUCUGCAUAGCUGUCGUCUGUGGAUCUUUCUCAUGAUGGUAUUCGAGCUACUGGUGGCAGUUUUCCUCGGAGGCUAUUUCCAGGGAAACUAUGGUAAUGGCUUAGUGUGGCUAUGCCUUCUGCUGGGCCCUCCUCUGGCUGUGACCACCUACUUCCACGAUCACUACAUCAGCUGUCAUCACCACCAUUAUCAUCAUCCUCAGACUUCCUCCUCACCACUGACAUCAGACCACCGUCUUCCCGGCAAAGUCUUCCUGCAGCCUCACUGAUCUUGAAGAACUGUUGUACUGUAUUUAUCAGUGGAGCGAAAGGAUAUGACUGUGAUCUAAGGCUCUAGUUGUGCUACUAAUGCCGUGAGAUAGUGGCUUCCUAUGAUACUUCCACGUCUGACAAAUGUUUAUGCAAUAAACAACUGAUGUAGUCUAAAUAUGCCAGAUGUUUGCUGAAUGUGACUGAAAAAUGAAUUACAAAAUGGGUUUGUUAGUCAGUAAAUGUGUCUGUGAUCAUUCCUGUUUAUAAUGAAGUGAAACAGAAGAUGGAUAAGGUUGCAGCUUACAUACUGCUGUGUCAGCAUGUGGUUAAAGAGCCAUAGUUCAUCUGAGUUUACUGUAAGUAAACAGUCCAACCAAGAAAUACAGGGAAUGAUUGUACCUUGUGGAUUCAAUGAGUCCAAGUCUGGAAUGAUUUAAAUCCACAAUGUCAUUUUUUCAUUUUAUGCUAUUUUAUGUUAUUGCAUAAUCAUGUAGAGCUAUACCACUGAAAUUUGUGCACUUUGUUAAACAGGAUUAUUA